This is a messenger RNA of Tachysurus fulvidraco (yellow catfish), 1953 nucleotides long. Its product is annotated as cytochrome P450 11B, mitochondrial. Gene Ontology annotation, biological process: cholesterol metabolic process; C21-steroid hormone biosynthetic process; glucocorticoid biosynthetic process. Gene Ontology annotation, cellular component: mitochondrial inner membrane. Gene Ontology annotation, molecular function: heme binding; monooxygenase activity; oxidoreductase activity, acting on paired donors, with incorporation or reduction of molecular oxygen. The record is from RefSeq and is a predicted model, not a curated record. The coding region runs from base 55 to 1728 and encodes 557 amino acids. The transcript is spliced from 9 exons. NCBI's taxonomy places the organism in Eukaryota, Metazoa, Chordata, Actinopteri, Siluriformes, Bagridae.
GGGUUUAGCAUGGACCGUUUGUGGCACUGAGAGAGACGAAGAGACGGAGAGAGCAUGAUCACCUCCUCUGUUCGCUCAGUGGUGAGGAACAAAGCCCUGAGGGCCUCUGGGCCUGGAGAUGGAUGGAUGAAGGGAGAGGCUGAUGGGACGGUGGACAGAUGGAUGACUGGUGGGACAGGGCAGAGAGACGGAAGGAGAGAGGGAUGCAGUGGACGAGUGAGGAGUUUUAAUGAGAUUCCACACACGGGCCGUAAUGGCUGGAUCAACCUUUUGCACUUUUGGAGGAAUGGAACGUUCAGCCACCUUCACAAACACAUGGAGCUAAACUUCAACACACUCGGCCCCAUCUACAGGCAGUACCUGGGCUCUCAGUGUAGUGUGAACAUUUUGUUCCCGGUUGAUAUCGCUGAACUCUUCCACUCUGAGGGACCGAAUCCACGCCGUAUGACACUGCAGCCGUGGGACACACACAGAGAGACACGCAAACACAGCAAAGGGGUCUUUCUCAAAAAUGGUAUUGAGUGGCGCUCUGAUCGGUUGUUGUUGAACCGCGAGGUGAUGUUGAGUUCAGCUGUACGCCGUUUCUUGCCAUUGCUAAACGAGGUGGCACAGGAUUUUUCUCGUGUCCUGCAGCGUAAAGUCCACGCUGAGGGAAAGAGAGAGAAGGACGCACACAUAUUGACCUUCGACCCCAGCCCUGAGCUUUUCCGCUUUGCUCUAGAAGGUUGGUGUAUGUGCCAGGCUUGUUCAAGUUGUCAUGUUCUUUAUGGUGAGCGUAUUGGGCUGUUUUCGUCUGAGCCGUCUCAGGAGUCUGAGCGAUUUAUUUGGGCAGUGGAGCAGAUGUUGAACACAACUUCUCCCCUCCUCUAUGUGCCCCGCUCACUGCUCCGCUUCCACAGACCCCUGUGGACACAACAUGUAACUGCAUGGGACCACAUCUUCAGCCAUGCUGAGGAAAGGAUCCAGCAUGUGUAUGAACGUCUUCAGGCUCGAGGGGGCAGUGUGGAGGGACCAGCAGAGAGCUCACAGUUCCCCGGAGUGCUGAGGCUGCUGAUGGAGAGAGGAGAACUUCCUCUAGAGCUCAUCAGGGCUAACAUCACUGAACUGAUGGCAGGAGGAGUCGAUACAACGGCGGUUCCUCUACAAUUUGCAUUGUUUGAGUUGGCACGUAACCCUGAUGUUCAGGAGCGUGUGCGUGCCCAGGUGCAGUCGUCAUGGUUACGGGCAGAGGGGAAUCCUCAGAAGGCUUUGCAGGGGGCACCGCUGCUCAAGGGUACAGUGAAGGAGACACUCAGGCUGUACCCGGUGGGGAUCACAGUACAGAGAUAUCCAGUCAGAGACAUUGUGCUACAGAAUUAUCACAUACCUGCUGGGACUCUGGUACAAGUGUGUCUGUACCCUCUGGGGCGGAGUCAAGACGUAUUUCAGGACCCUCUAAUCUUUGACCCUAGUCGUUGGGCUGUAGCUGAGGCAGGAGAGGGGCGUGGCAGAAAUGUCACAAAGGAGACAGGCUCUGGUGCAGGGUUUCGGUCCCUGGCAUUCGGCUUCGGGGCGAGGCAGUGUGUGGGGCGGAGAAUCGCUGAAAACGAGAUGCAGCUCGUUCUUCUGCAUAUUCUGAAGAAUUUCCGUUUAAGUGUUUCAUCCAAAGAGGAGCUCAGCACCAAAUACACACUGAUCCUCCAACCGGAGUCUCCACCUAUGAUCACCUUCUCCACACUCACACACUGAUCACCUCAUAACUGUUCACUCACUCCUCAGUCAGUCAGGACAGUUAAUGAGUUCAUAAUCAAAACCUUUCUCUCUUCCUGAUUCACCUGCUGUGUGGUGUCUUCUCUGUGUUUAUUAGUUACACACACACACACACACCUGUACACAUCGAUACACACACACCUGUACACAUCGAUACACACACCUGUACACAUCGAUACACACACCUGUACACAUCGACACACA